AUGAGGGGAAAGCCAAAUCCUCGGCCUGGUCCCCGCCUUUCAACAAUGUAUACGGUUUGUUUGGUUUGUGCUUCCUGCAUAAAGUCUCAAUGUAGACAUAUUUCAGGAAAGAGAGAUCCUCGCUCUGCAACACUUUUUGCCAUACCAGCACCUGAGGCCAAUUUUGAGGGGAAAAUAAAGGUGAAAUUAGUUCUCAUCCUCUGCCUGCCAGAGAAUUCUUAUGUUUCAUUACCUUUGAAAGAAAAUCAGCCUGACGAAGUCCCUGAUGACAGUAUUGAAGAAAUGAAGAAGAUAUCACAGAUUUUACCCUCUUCUGAAUCAAAUAUCAUCCAAGGGCUCAAUAUGAAGAAAACGUGGUUGACAUGCCCUGAGAAGAAAGUCACAAGUCAGCAGCCCCAGGCUAUUGACUGGCUACUUUAUGUUAAAAAAAACAGUAGUACUCUGCUACAAUCCGAGAACCCAAACCCUUCUACUUCUUCCUCCUCCUCYUCCUCCUCCUCCUCUGCCUCCUCUUCUCCAUCCUCUUCCUCUUUUGCCUUACCCUCCUUACUCCCUUCUUUAAAAGACUCUGCUCCAUCUGCCCUCUCAGGCUGUGUAGUCACCAAGGUCCUUAGCUACCACCGUUUGCCUCCAGGGGUCUCCUGGCUUGAGUUUAUAUGCAAUAAAGAUCACCAACCACUUCCUGAAAGAUCAAAUAAAAGUCAGUCACCACCUCCCAAAACAAAGUCUGUGAGGAAUCCAACCAUCAGGAAAGCAACAAAGGGAUCAAAUGCACUGCUCAAAUUUUUCCAAAGCGUCCAAACAAAAAAUUCUGAUUAA
Molecule: messenger RNA, 819 nt
Organism: Urocitellus parryii (Arctic ground squirrel)
Lineage: Eukaryota; Metazoa; Chordata; Mammalia; Rodentia; Sciuridae
Gene: Csnk2a2ip
Product: casein kinase 2 subunit alpha' interacting protein
Source: RefSeq, a predicted model, not a curated record